CUACAAACCCCUCCGAACCCCGUUGUACCCUAGCUCAAAAGUGCGCGAAUGUCUACAACGGGACUUGAUUAGGUUGAAGCAAGGCAAACACUACACGAGGAUUGGCAAGCUUUUGGACCCGUCAUAGGACUCACUGGAUAUCAGAAUGUCAAACACCGACAGGAACCAUAGAGGUCCGGAACAGUCCCGUAUUUGGGGAGGCCCAGAGGGCAUAGGACUUUAGUGGGAACAAUGUGUUUCUAAAUCGACAGCGAUAGAAUCGACUAUGAAAAUCACGAGAAACAAGUAUCCGAAGGGAACGCGAGGAUUGGGGGAAGAUGGAAAGUCUGUCCAUUGUCCAAUGACAUUACUGGCGGAUUGUCGGUGGUAUGGGGUGACUUGUGAAGGCCUUCUUCUUGAGCCCACGAUUGAUAAACCCUAUCAAAGUGCGCGCCCCAAAUGAUAAAAAUAUCAAUAUUUCUCCAGAUAACGGAAAUCCGAUUGACUCCUGGAAACUGCAUUCCCUGUCCAUUGCUAGAUCACUGUGUUUUGGGAGGAGAUCCGGAAGUGGCCCCACAGACGAUUCGGAAGAAUAUUGAGCACGAACUUGAUCGGUCAUGACAUUCAUUGUCGACGACGACGAGUAGGAGAGCGAAAGGCCUUCGACUAUGCAGCCUGCUCAAAAACCAACCCCCUUCGCAUGCGGAAGCCAGAACGUAUCACCUUUAGGCUACGCGUGAAAUAUCCUGACGGCACGGGUGUCUGGAGGGUGGCCUGUUGACCGGGUGCGGAACUCACGCAUCACCAGAAGACAGAACCUGACGUGGCCCACCUGAGCGACAAGCUGAAGGGGCGGCGUUAACAUCAUUCACCCAUUGCCAACCAGCCUUCGACACGGGGUCAUUGGCCGACGGACUAAGGAAAAACAUCGGAUGUCGAGGGUACCCAAAUCCAGGAGAUCGUCCUCGAAGUCUGCCUGUAGUGUCGUGCGGCAGGCAAGCUCAGGAGGGUUAGCCAGCCCUCGCGUGGGAUUCUCGUAUCGAGGUGGCCGAAGUUGUGGGAGGAGAAGAUGUCGAUAUCGGCGUCGGAAGUGUGGUUGACGACCUCUGCAUCUUCACGUAGACCGUCUCGCCAUUCUUGUCUGUGUCUAACCACAGCUUUAAAGGAACGCCAUGUCGACAAUGCAGUUAACGAGAAUCAAUCGUGAACCCCGUGUAUCUGUGCAUGAACCUGUAGGUCUGAUGAACGUUACACAAAAAUGAAGUAUACAGGCUCGUUGCUCAUUAUCAUGCCUGCUCAACAGACCACCUGCCUGACGGUUAUUUCACUCUUCAGGUAGCGUCCAGCUCUGCACCUCCUGCAUGUGGGUAAAAGAAAGGAGCCACGGCGGUCUUCGUCGCCCUCAAUUCAACCUCGAUGCUCUGGUCCUUGUUAUUGACCUAGGGAUUAAUCUAUUCCAUGGGAACAUCCUUCGCCGAAUGGGCUGUGUUAUUUCGAAUCUUGAUCGUGUGGAUGAAGUAAAUGAUGUUUCCUGGCGUUCGGAAAGACAGACUGGAAGCUUUCGUCUUGUUUUGUCGGAGUUUGGCGCAAUACGAUGGGAGUAAAUGCCGUUCUCUGGAGCCGGAGGUCUGAGCUGUAUGUGGCAAAACGGUCACGCGACUCUCGAAGCGGAGUUGACUUCAUCUUUCGCUCGUCCGCGUCCUUUCACCUUCGUCUACCGCAUCAUCUUUGCUAUUCUACAUCUUCCGCAUACAAACCCAUGGAAAACCCAGUUCACGAUAUAUCUUCCCAACGGUUGAGCUUCGACAAUACCAGUCUAGGGGCUGGCGUUGCCUACGACACUAGUUCUCUGUCUUCAGUUUUUUCCGAACCAUACCCAUGCUGGGGUCUUUUGAGCGAUUAUGAUCUCGGCUUGCCAUUUUCCCCGUUCGAUGACACACUUGUGGAUAAUUCGGCCUCGACUUAUACCCACCCCCAUUUCCCUGCAGUCGGUUAUUUAUCUGUCGCGACUCAAUCCCCGGUUGUCGCAAGUAAUGCUGUAGGCGCUGUGACAUACUCAGCACAGGUGCCAGAGGCGGACUUUGGCUUUACUGACCAAGUGGAGGGCGCUCACACUCAAACAGGCUAUUCCACUGAGACGCCGGGCUAUGUGUUCACGACGGUGGCAUCCGACCAAUUUCCGUCUCGUUAUCCUUACCAAGUCGAUUGGUCGCCAGUUAAUGGACAAAGCAUGUUCCAAAACGCAGUCAACCAAUCCCCAGUAACCCCUUCUACUCCAGUCGAGUUCGUAGGACAACAGAUUUCCAGGCCCAGUUGGCAGGAACCAACCACAUCCUAUUCUGAUAUCUCGCAUCAUUCGCUUGCGCCGAUCCGUUCAGCUAGAGCGGCACGAUAUGCUCCCUAUUCACCCUCUCGCAACAAUGCUAGUCAGAGGGCAGCGCAAACCCCAUCUCCUUUGUUAGCAUCAUCUUCGACAUCGAGCACCAGUUCCAGUUCCAGCAUCCAUUCCCCCGUCACGUCUCCUGUAGCUGCCGCUACCAACUCCAUAACCUCUCUUCGUGAAGGAAAUGUCACCUUCAAGUUCACCCGGUGUUGGUGCGGAGUCAAAGUUUACCUCCUCGAAAGUGGCUCGCCUGGAGAAGCUAUGAUGAAGCACCUGCAUGAGUUCCACGGACUUCCCCGAGUCCGAUCUGACCCACAUACCUGUCCGUGGGAGGAAUGCAAAAAAAAGUAUAUUCGUAACAACCCUGGCAGCGAUAACUUGAAGUCUCUCAAGCGGCACAUCAACCGCGCACAUCUCGGUGCGAGAUUCUUCUGUCGCAACUACCCUCGCUGUAACGCCGUUUUUACUCGUGAGGACACUCGGAACAAGCACUUCAGAAAAGGCAAAUGCAAGGUUCUUGGACAAUCUCCUUGAUCAAGAUCGCGCCUCCUCUUUCCCGCCCUCGUGAUCAACGGAUUGGCGGAUUGGUUUCACAACUCCCUACUCCCGCACUGUAGUAAUAUCGCACUUGUUCUGUGGUCUUUUGUUGCCUUUGCCUUGCUAACGUUGCUUGCAUCCAUAUUCAUCCAUGGACCCCGUAUGUACCCUUAUGUAUACGUCUCUAGCCUCAUACCCCAAAUACUAUUCCACCCAGUAGUAGCGUAACGCACUCAUUGUACUAUAUUGCUCUUGCUCACAAUCACAAUAUGUAUAGCCUCGA
This is a messenger RNA of Marasmius oreades (fairy-ring Marasmius), 3182 nucleotides long. RefSeq lists its product as uncharacterized. NCBI's taxonomy places the organism in Eukaryota, Fungi, Basidiomycota, Agaricomycetes, Agaricales, Marasmiaceae. The coding region runs from base 1574 to 2896 and encodes 440 amino acids. The record is from RefSeq and is a predicted model, not a curated record. The transcript is spliced from 6 exons.